Messenger RNA from Glycine soja, 1483 nucleotides. Its product is annotated as protein E6-like. The transcript has a single exon. Lineage: Eukaryota; Viridiplantae; Streptophyta; Magnoliopsida; Fabales; Fabaceae. The coding region runs from base 64 to 1188 and encodes 374 amino acids. The record is from RefSeq and is a predicted model, not a curated record.
ACAAUCAAAGCUACUCAUCAGUAUACAUUGUCUAUUCCAUCUUCCACUCUUUCACACUCACCUAUGGCUCCAAUCUCAAAACUCAUUCCUUUCCUAUUCUUAACAACCCUUUUAGUUUCCCUCCAAGUUAAUGCCAGAGACAGCCAAUUCUUCAGCAAAGUCACCCCUCUCAACAACAACAUCAAAGAGACUGAGACUCCCAAAAAUGAAGGCCAAGUAAACAAGCCAGAACAACAACCAACAUUCAUUCCUGAAACUGAAAACAGUUAUGGCCUAUAUGGUCAUGAGACUGGUCUGCACCCUCCCACCACUACAACAACUAAUGCUGCACCCUACACCACCACUUACAAGCCAUACAAAACUACCACAGCUGAAGAGGACACUGCCAAGUACUCCAACAACAACAACUUCUACAGCUUCAAGAAGGAUGGCUACAACACCAACCAAAAUGAGUUGAGUGAAACAACAAGACUCACAGGCACUUCUUACACCAACAACAACAACUACUUCUACAGCGGUAAGGAUGCUUUUGCUAAGCAGAAUGAAUUGAGUGAUACAAAGUACACUGAAGGUGGAUACAACACGGAAAAUCAGAACAGCAACAACAACAACUACUUCUACAACGGCAAGGAUGCUUUUGGUAAGCAGAACGAAUUGAGUGACACAAAGUACACAGAAGGAGGAUACAACAACAUGGAAAAUCAGAACAGCAACAACAACUACUUCUAUAACGGCAAGGAUGCUUUUGGUAAGCAAAAUGAAUUGAGUGACACAAAGUACACUGAAGAAGGAUACAACUCCAUGGAGAAUCAGAACAACAACAACAACAACAAUAAAUAUUACUACAACAACGACCAAGCCGCCAAUGAGAAAUACUUCUACAACAACAACAACAAUGAUGAUGCUGCCAACAACAGGUACUACAAAACCAAAUCUGUCAACAACAAUUACAACGGCGAGAGGCAGGGUUUGAGUGACACGAGGUUUAUAGAGGGUGGAAAAUACUUCUAUGAUGUUAAGUCUGAAAAGUACAACCAUCCAACACAAUAUGGUGGCUCAACCAGAGGAGUUAACUCAGAAAAUUGGUCCAGCAACAGAGGUUACUUUGGCAACAACAAUGUGAACUCCAUGGAAGGUUACCAGAACCAGGAGGAGUUUGAAGAUGACCAAGAGGACUUCGACCCUUGAGCUGCAAUCAUGAUUUUGUCAAAGUGAAGAGUUCAUUUUGCUUUUGAUUUGGAGUAUUCACAGUGGGUGAUCGAUGUUUUAUUGUGCUUUUCAUUAUAAAUUACAAAACAAUGUUAAAGGGUGGGUAGUAGGAUAUUGAGGGGUUUUACUUAGUGGUAAUCUUGUUAAGUUAAAUCUUGCUUUUGGAAUUGCACAGUCUAUGUAAUGAUGUGAAAAUAUGGCAUGUAGUAUCAAGGCAUAUGUGGCUUUUGCUAUCAAACAUGUUCUAGUUUUGCGCUUUUUUCACUAAAAAAGA